GAAAGUGUGAUUUCAUCUGAGGGCUUGUUGUGCUGUUGCAACUCCUCCGUUCAGGGGUGCCACACACUCCCAAGAUGUAAUCUGAAUACCAGCCUGCAGACUUUCCUCAUCAUGUCUGAAGAUGGAAUCAGUCUUAUCUUCUAGAUGUGGUUUUGGGACUAAAGGAUCAAACCUGCAUUUACAGAAGCUACAGCAUAUCUCUGCAAAGGGACAAAAACAAAUACAGGAUAUUUUUUUGUCUUGGCAAAAAAUGAAUUCCAUAUUAAAGAAAUAUUACAAGGAAAUUACAAUCACGACUUUCUAAGUGUCUGGACUAUUACAGAGACGGCAGUCAGUCAACACGGAGUCUCCGCUGCCACCUCACCACAUUGUGGAUACAUUGCUCUGAAUAACAAUGUUGAGGAAGAUUCAUGAUGACAGACUGAGCUUCAAAAGCGUCAGAAGUUAUUAAAGCUUAACAUGAUGCUGGGAUGUGAUAUCUUGGUAAACUAGCAGUUCCUGCGGCGAUUUAAGAGACAUAAGGAGGCAGAUUACUGAUGAUUCAUGGCGACAAUGUCCCAAACAUGGUUCAUCUUUAUUGCUGUCACUGUGCUGGCCGUGCAGCUUUGCAUAGGUGAGAAAUCCUGUGUCAUCUGGUCCAGUGCUGGACCUGUGGUGACACUAGGCUCCAGUUUUGAGGUGUACUGCACCUUUAACUGCAAGUGCAAGGGAUCCAUGAGCUGCCAUCCACCCAUACAACAGGAAUGCAUUGAAUUUAAUACUACAACUAUGUAUUUCAAAGUGGGAAACAUAACUACGAACCGAACAUUCAGCUGCCAGUGUGACUGCACUGCUCUGGACCCCUGUGGACUGGACAUCUAUGCUGGAUACAAACCAGAGAGUCCUAAAAACAUUUCAUGCACCUACGAAGUCAUAAAUAAUGAAAGAGGAGCUGUGUUCUGCAACUGGAUACGAGGACGAGACACUUAUCUUUGGAAUAGUUCAGUGCUGUGGGUGAGAACUAGAUCUGGAACCCACACAGAUGAGCCAGUGUCGUACAAAGUCUCCAGUAAGGGAACUGAUCCAUCUGCUAGUUUCACUGUUUCUACCUCUGUCCAGCUGAUCUCUGUGUGGGUCCAAGUCCAAAAUCCACUGGGCAAUGCAACAUCCAUGACCUUCAACUACACCCUCAGUGACAUUGCAAUGCCAUCGACUCCUGUUCUUGUCCAACCCAAGUGCUCCUCCCGAGAGUGCGUCAUCAAAGUGCAGCAGUCUGUGAGGACUCAACACCUGGAGAUCCAAUACAGAGCAGAGGCACAGACGUGGAUAUCAUAUGCAGACUCAGGUGUGCAGACGAGUUUGGAACAAGUCAUCUCCUCUCUGGAGCCGUACAGGUUGUACCAUUUCAGAGCCAGAUCCAAAUUCAGCACCGGCCUUUGGAGUCAGUGGAGCACAAACGUUUCCAGCCGAACUCAAGAAGAGGCUCCUGCGAAAGAGCUGGAUGUGUGGUAUGCUGAAGCCGCCUCUGACUUUAAAUCCCUGAGAGUUUAUUGGAAGGAGGCCAACAUUUCUAUCACUAGAGGGAAAAUUGUGGAGUACAGAGUCAGUGUUUUGAACCAAACUUCUGGUGUGGUCUUCGGCACUAACAUUAGUGCUAAUGCCAGGAAUUAUUCAGUCCCAUUCUGUGCCAAAUGUGAAGUGACAUUGUGGGCUCGCAACUCCAAAGGGAUGUCUCCUCCUGCCAGAAUUACAACCAAUCACCGACAUGCCAAGCCCAUAAAGGUUGUGCAAGUAACUACAGAAAACCACACUGUCACCAUCUCCUGGAGAAAGCCUGAAACUGCACCGCCACAUGCGGCAUAUGUGGUGGAGUGGUACCCAGAGGGCCACAAGCUGGAGGAGCUCAGAUGGGUCAGGCUGGGCAGGAAUGACAACCAUGCCAAUAUUACAGGUAUAAAGCCAUUUGAGUGUUAUGAGGGAGCAGUGUAUGUUGUCUAUAACGAGAGCUCAGUGAGUAAGAGAAGAUUUACAGGAGUGGUCACUUUGGAAUCAGCCCCGGCAGCUGGUCCAUCAGUCCAAGAAGAGGUUGAGGGAAACAAAGUGAAAGUGACCUGGAUAGAGAUUCCCAGGGGUCAGCGUGGGGGUUGCAUCACCAACUAUACCAUCUAUUUAGAGAGCGGCAGUGGAUACAGGCAGUCUUACUCUAUGCCAGCAUCAGAGAGGACACAUAUCAUCAAAGACCUGCCUCCAGCUGUCUACAGUCUGUGGAUGACUGCUUCAACUGCUAGGGGAGAAGGCCCUGCAGGUCAAAAGAUCAAGUUCUUCAUCGAGCAGGAGACCCAACUAUCCCUCCUGCUGAUGUGUGGGCUCGCCUCCCUGAUCAUGCUCUUUCUGUUGUGUCUGUGCCAGAGUUCAGCAGUGAGGCAGAGGUUCUGGGUGUUUUUCCCGUGCCUUAAGCUCGAUGAUGUGCCAGAUCCUGCAAACAGCAAAUGGGCAAAAGAGUGUACCCAGGAGAAGGGCAAGAUGAACCUCCAGCUGCAAUCGAGUAACUCCAGUGCAACCGAGGAGGAGGAAGAGCCCAUCCUGGUGGAUGUUGAGGAGCUGCCCAAGCAGAGCACUGACAUCCACUCAGCUACAGACGUCUCCUCACUGCUCCCUCAUCAAACCAGCAUGAGCCCGAUGACGGAGCCGGUCAUUUACAUCAAGAGCUUCUCCCAUGACUCAGACAGCUCAGACCACACGCAUACCUCUUUGGACACCAACACAACCGUUGACUAUAUCUCCGGACACGGGCCAGAAAAUAUCUACGAGGAUGAGGAGGUGGAGGACGACGAAGAACCGUUUUUAGACAUGCUGGGUUUCUUCCCCAGUCACAACAUCAUCAUUGAGCCAUUUGGAGGGAAGUUGACUCUGGAUGCGGUCAAAAUCGACUGCAAUGACUUCUUUCAGAACAGUUAGUGUUAACCCGAAACCAGAACUCUUUGGUGAGAUGAGGUUUGAGUGGAAACAAUUUUUUGAGGAAGAAGACUGCUAAACAAAAGAGACGGGACACAAUGACUGGAGAUGGUGACUGGAUUCUUCUUUUUUUCUGUUUCAGUGUUGUUUUUUGCUCACUGAAAUCAGAACCGUAAGAAGAACAGCUCUCUCGCUGAAGUCGUCCAGAGCUGUUUGCAGAACUUUUGUUUUCGUUUCAUGCAUUACCAUAGUUUUCACUUUAGGGCAGCAUUGGAUACACUAAUAACAUAAGCAAAAUGAACACAGUACAGGCUGCCCGACAGAGUAUAUCAGAUUUUGUAAUUUAUGCAAGUUUUAUUAAGGCAUCCCAAUGCUGAAAGCACUGAUAGGCCCAUUUUCACAGCAGACGUUUUGACUUAGGAAAAGCACAGGUGUUACUAAUAAAAGGUGUCAGGUGUCCCACUAAGCCACAACAGUGUGAUAGUGAGCCAGCAGGCCCAGUACCAGGACCCUGAAACAGAAGCAGCAAUUUAACCAUCAUUUACACCUGUGGUUUUUCUACUGAGACUAUUAUUGCCUCGCGUUGUUGACCAUCUUGUAUAUUGACUGUGCCUUUAAAUACAUCUAUGCUACCUCAAUCUUAGCUCAUCUAAAACAGGAUAAAGGUAAAUUGUCUCUCAAGUUUGUUAGUGGUGGGGGUUGGUAAUAUUACAGCAUGUUGACAGAUGAUUUGUUAUCAUUUUGCUGAAGAUCAGAAUCACGAUCAACCAGUUGCACCACUGUUUCAAGAUGUAUGUGUCACAAGUUUUAUGGCAAUUCAUCUAACAGUUGUCAAGACAUUUCACAAAAAGCCAGAAAUGCUGCCACCUGCUGGUGACACCAGGAUCACCACAAUCAAAAUUGAUCCUUUAUGGACCAUGAAUGUGCAAAAUAUCAACGUAAUCCAUUGUUGUUGAGAUAUUUCAAACAGUCCAAAGUGGUGUACCGACCAACAUUGCCAUCCCUAGAGCCAGGCUGCUAACACAGUGAAAAACUGUUUUAAAAUGAAUGUUUGUAUAGUGUUUUAGUAUGAAAACUCUUAUGGACUAUUUUGAUAAACAAGUGAUUUCAUCAUCUGCAUUUGCAAGUACUUACCUAUGUAUGCAGCAACAUUAUUUUAAUCUGCCAUGUCUUAUCAGGCCUACUGGUCUAAAACAGGGUGAACUGACUGGUGUAAGAGAAUGUUUAUCAGUGCUGUCAGCAGGGGAGGCUCUGCACACAAGUUCUUGAGUGAAAUCCUGAGGUGGGAGGUGACUAAGUUACUCCAGUAAAGAUUUGUGUGGAUGCUCACCUUUAACAGCAGGAGGAGGGUAACUUGUAUGGAGAUAUGUCAAUGUAAGCAGAAGCAAAGUAUUGUACAUCUGUAAAUUCAAUUUGGAUAAAAAAAAAAGUGACAAUGCAAAA
Molecule: messenger RNA, 4377 nt
Organism: Dicentrarchus labrax (European seabass)
Lineage: Eukaryota; Metazoa; Chordata; Actinopteri; Moronidae
Gene: il12rb2
Product: interleukin 12 receptor, beta 2a
Exons: 17
Coding region: 544-2937 (797 amino acids)
Cellular component (GO): membrane
Molecular function (GO): cytokine receptor activity; protein binding
Source: RefSeq, a predicted model, not a curated record